This is a messenger RNA of Protopolystoma xenopodis, 945 nucleotides long. The record is from the annotation of a GenBank genome assembly. Lineage: Eukaryota; Metazoa; Platyhelminthes; Monogenea; Polystomatidea; Polystomatidae.
AUGAUAAAUUUCGUAUUCCAAUCUAUCCUGUUCAGUAAACCAACAAAAUUCUCCAGGCUUUCUUUGCGAUAUUGCCGAACAGCAAAGAAGUCGUCCAAAUGGCGAACUAUUAAUUUAGGAUGUAUUCACCCAAACGGCGCUGGGUGGUUAGCAUUUCAAGCUGCCAUCCUGCACUGUCGCGGUUCGCCUCCCGCUGAGGGUGUUGAUAAGACCGAUGCGAGGCGCGGUCUCCGAUGCGACCGCCUCACGAGGCCCUUUCGAUCGACUGACUCUCACGACGACCUGAAGGCUCCACUGACCAGGAGACUCUGGGGCUUUCUGCUUUCGAGGCACAGUGAGCCAUGCAGAAUGGACAGUCGGUUGCCAGGGCGAGUGACUCGUGAAGAUCUUCAGGGGAAAGAGACGGAGACGAGUAGGAGACCAGCCUCUCUUUUCGCCCUGUCGUCAUUGCCUCAGCCUCAGCAAGUCGCAAUUUGUCGGCGACUGCGGUUGCGAAAUCUUCACUUACACGACCUCGACUCCAGCGACGGGGCGAGAGGAGAGAUGCGUACCAGUGUCGUCCAGUUAAGAGGCCAGCCAAUGGUGGCGCGGUCCAGAAUCGAUUCGCCGUGUUGCCAGCCGACAGCCAAUCAGCGACUAGCGUGGGCUGGACCGACGAACCGCCGUCUCGGGCUACCUGACGCUCUAUUCUCGGCUUCGUGGUCUGCCUCUGUCGUCUUGGCCCAACCGAUGCGUCUGUCAUCUUUGUCUCUCUAUCAAACUGUCCUGCCUACAGCUCCACCUAAUCUUGGAUCCGUCUGUACCCUGCCGGUGCCGCGUAUUGCCCGUCUGCCAUCCUCACACAUUCAACGGUCGGUCAGUUCAACCGACGUAGCGCCUACUCGUCUUAGUCAUCGCGGUUGCCCGGACUUGUCAGUCUCUUCUGUGCCUCGACUGGCCUCCUGA